Molecule: messenger RNA, 4513 nt
Organism: Ilyonectria robusta
Lineage: Eukaryota; Fungi; Ascomycota; Sordariomycetes; Hypocreales; Nectriaceae
Exons: 4
Coding region: 299-4039 (1246 amino acids)
Molecular function (GO): actin binding
Source: RefSeq, a predicted model, not a curated record
CUGAAAUCUGGUGGUACCGACCAGUGACCCGCACCACCCACCCGCCUAAAUCCACCCGCCUAAACCCACCCGAGUGUCCUAAUCCUUCGAAUCGAACCCCCGAAUUAAACAUCUCCCUGCUGCUGCCCGUCUCUACGUCCCGUCGGCUGCGAGCUUGCGUCGAUUUCGGUUUCGAUUUCGACUUCGUCACUCCUUUGAACAACCUGCACCUCGCACCCGCCACCCGUGCGCGUGCUCGCAGCUUCUUCCUCAUACGGCCGUUGUUUGCCCCCUAGAAUCUGGCUGUGACGGAGGCGCCAUGUCGCUGAAUGGCUUGGACGAUCUCAAGGUCCAGGAAGCCCACGGGGCCGCCGCCGCCGAACCCGGAGGAUGGUUCCUCCUGAAGUACGCCAGUCGCGAUGAGAUCGAGUUGCUGGGCCGUGGCUCCGGCGGCAUCGUCGAAGUGCGCACCAAAAUCGCCGAGUACGAGGAGACCAGCCCCCUCUACGGCUUUCUCAGGUAUCGGAGGAGAAACGUCUUGAUCAAGUACCUGCCCGAGGACUGCUCGCGUCUCAUUCAAGCUCGGGUGGCCGUCCACUUCAAUGCCGUCUGCGAACGAUUCUCCCCAUACGACACCACUUUCGAGAUCACUACAGCCAAGGAACUGAAGGAUACCAAGCUGUCUGCUGCCUGUUCAUUGCACGCCGCCUCGGGUUCCAACUCGUCCGCUACGAGCUCAAUACGUCGCAGGCGCUUAGUCGAAAUUGCCGAGGAGGAAGAGGAAGAACAGCAGCAACGGGCAAGCAAACGCCAAUCCCUAAACCAAGAUGGCGAUGAGGUUGGACCUCCGCAGACGCCUCAGCCGGACAAUGGGCCCGCGGACCCUGUAACUCUCAACUCGGAACUCGCCUCAUCCCCCGAGGAAAGGAAAUUCUCGGCUUCUUCCACCUCUGAGGUGCCCAACUUCGUUGGCGUCGGCGAAACCCCUGGUUCCGAAGACCUUUCUGGCGAGGGCGCUCCGCGUAUGUCGUCCCAGUCCGGCCGACCCGACUAUUCCAACUACAACCCCUACAGUUACGGAAAGCCGAAAGUGAAACUUGCGCCGCGCCCCUCGUUGGAGACGGGUGGCAGACCUCGCACAGCUGGAAGCUUCCGACCUGUCUCCCAGAUGCCCGCCGGCUUCAAGUUGUUCGGCAAGGGCUCCAAGAAAGGCAAGAAGGACGACGGCGCUACCUCAACCGAAGAAGAGCUCGCCGAGAAUGGUGUUGCUGCCAAUGCCCUCUCUAUCCCCGAAGAGGACAACCUCGCGCAACCUGAAGACGUUGCGCGACCAACUACGAGCUCGGGCGUGUCUACGGCCCCAUCCGUUGUGCCCGCGCCUCCGGCGAAGUCGGUCAUAUCACCAGAGAAGGCCAGACUGAUGAAGGCCAUGAAGCUUCGCGAGAAGAAGAAGAAGAAGAACCUAACCAUCAACCCUUUGGAUGCGCCAGGGCCUGAAAUUGACUCACCUGCGCUUAGCAUCGAUACCCUUGGUGACAAGUCCGUGGAGGAUGAGGAGCUGGAGACCCAGCCAUCGAUAACCAACGAGGAUUCGGCAAUUGGUCUCGAUGCUUCUUCGUCGUCCAUGAAUACGGAUCAGGCCUCCGAGCUUACCCAGUCUGAUUCACACCCCGCCAGUCCCAUUAUCGCCUCUUCAGAACCCGACCAUUCCACAAAGGCAUCUUCACUAUCAGAGUCUACAGAUGAAACCGUCCAGGCUAAGAGUGAUGACAUGCCCGAUGAUGAGGAUGAACUUGACAUCUCUAAGCCUGUAGAAGAACCCGAGAAGGAGAGCACUCCCGAGGCUGUCGGGGCCCCUGCAGCGGACACGACUAUUGAGCAGACCGUUACAAAGGAGUCAAUUCCCGCAGAAGCAGUGGAGACUCCUACAAGUGCCGAGCCUAAGGCGGCGCCUCAAACAGAUACUCAAUCUAAAAAGGACGGGCCGGAGGAAAAGCCAGAGGGGAUACUUCCAGCGCCAAUUGGUGAGACAGACAGCAUUCCGGCAACGUCAACAUUCGCAUUCUUGAGCAGCAAGGGACCCGAAACAGACCAAAUUCCAGACGCGACAGAGACGAAGGAGGGGGAGGACGCGAACACGAUCACAUUAAAUAAUGGCGAGGACCUCUCCCCCAAGGCGACCCCCGCGUUGCAGAUUCCCAAGUCCAAGUUCUCUUCCCAGAAUCUACAUUCCGAGGCUCAAAGCCCUUCAGUCCCUACCAUCAACUCGCCUGACGAAAGAAGUAUUCUGGAGGAGAGCCCCGCCAUCACAGCCGAUAAGGCCAACGACGAAGACGCCAACGCAGAUACCACAACGGAAUCCAAACCGAAGCGAAAGUUCUUUGUUGAGCCGAUCCGAACAGACUUAACCCGCCCAGAGUCGCAAAUAGGAGUACACCUGUCUGACGACGAGUUGGAUGAACUGCAAAGCGCAACUUUCCAAGACGCAAGACCGAUGCUCGUUUCAAAGAGCCCCGUCACACCGGUGUUCCCAAGCCCAACUAAGGGAGGGCCUUCACCACACACCGUCCGGACGGUGUCGAACCCUGUUCGGGGAACCUUCCUCACACCUGGUGAUGUUAGCCAGAGCUCUGCGCGGUCCGUUAGCUCAGGCGGCGCUGCGCUCCUGCACAAGGUCGCCCAGCAGCCGGUAGGCCCCAACCUUUCCAAGAGGUCCAACGUGGGAUCAAGCAUUUCUCAGCGCAUCAAGGCGUUGGAGAAGCUGUCCGCCACCUCGGGCAAGGAAGUUGCACCCCCCCGAGGCGUGAGCCGGGAGCGUCCGUCUUCGACCUUCUUUUCUGUCAAGAAGGGCAGGGAGGCAUCGAGAUCGCCAUCACUGGCUGAUAGAACAAAUUCGUUCACCCGCCCAGCUGUCCGAACGCCGCCCUCGAGAUCUGGCUCUAGGGAUGAGUCUCCUGAGGCAACCCGGCGGCCACGACGCGACCGUUCUGCCUCAGUGGCGAGCAGACUGUCUAUGUUUGAGGCCCCAAGUGAGGGAAACUCAACCUCGCACUCGCCCGGUAGCACCCCUCGUGGUCGCCCAGAGUCUAUCUCAGUCACGGCCAAGAUUGUUCGGGAUCCGAAUGCGGCGAGGUCGUUUGAGCCCCCGAAGGACCUCUCCGAGUUCAACCAUCUCGAACUCAAGCAGUCGCCCCUGAUGGUCGACCACCACAAGGCUGCGCCAGGAUGGACACCGACGACUCUGGAACAGAAGGACACUAUCCAGGAGCGGCGCAUGUCUAAAGAGUCACGAGCCAGCCAGGACACCAAGUCGCGGCGGUCCUCGCUUACCGUCGUCAAGGACUUUAUUAAGGAGCGCCGCAAGUCGGUGACGUCCAUCACAUCGGACGCCUUUAGCGGCUCGCGAUCUCCUACGCGACCGCCGUCGACUCACCAAAACAGUACCUCCUUCACCCAGCGCCUCUCUAUCAGCAGCCGCCGAUCGUCCUUUAACCGAGACCGUGAGAGCGUGCUGUCUCCUACCCCCACAGAGGGCUCUGGAUCCGGUGACGAUUCCAAGUCUAAUAGUGAUAAGAAGAAGUCGCGUGCCGGCCGCUUCAUGCGCCGCCUUUCGUCGCUCUCCGGGUCCCGGGGUAAGAUUGCGAUGCCCCCGGGCAUCUCUGCCACUGUGGCCGAGGAGGAUCUGGAGCCUAUCCGACCCGCGACCACCGGCUCGCCGUCCAUCGCCUCGUACAUGGGCGAUGUCAACGUCCAGUUCCCCGACAACCUGCUCUGGAAGCGACGCAACCUGUGCCUCGACACCCAGGGUUACCUCAUCUUCAGCGCUCUCCCUGGCCAGAGCGGCCGUGCCGCUCAGGGCACGAAGCGCUACCACAUGAGCGAGUUCCGCCAGCCGUACAUUCCCGACGUCGAUGCCCAGGAGCUGCCCAACAGCGUCGUUCUCGACUUCAUGGAGGGCAGUGGUCUUCAAGUCGCGUGUGAGGACCGGUCGGGCCAGACAACCGUUCUGCAGACCGUGCAAGAUGCUCACCGCAAGUAUGCCACGAGCUUCGGGCAGUAAAGCGUGCUUUAGAGCUCAUCCUCAACCACCAAUUUCAACAACUAUUACCACCCAGUCUAAUAAACUCUGCCGUGGUCAUUCUUGAGACAUGGCCCGCCCAGGAAGCAAUCUACAAUGACGGCUAGAAUCCUUUGUCAUUUUCGAUAUGGUAGAAGCAGUUAUCCUUCUCCUCGCCCACUCGACUUGUCAACUCUUGCAUACACCCAGCGUUAAUGCCUUACGACAUCGCCCCUUCUUGCUUUCGCCUCUACGCCGGCUUUGCGGGAUGCUUGAGGACGUGUGUAUCUCCACCUCGUCCUUCAAGCUGUACAAGAGGAUGUUGAAGAACACCCUGCCAGCCUACCACGGGAGACCACUUUACUCUCCUCCUAUUCUCUUUGCAACCUACUAAAAUACGCGCCGACGACGCUCUUCCCUACCAUUUUAUCUCGUUUCUCGCCACCCCAUUCCACCAACACAAAACACACCGUUUUG